AUGGCUUCCAUCGAAUGUGGCGAGGACGCCGCAAAGCAUUUUGCCUUUGCUCCAGGAUACCGCAAUCUCAAUCACGGGUCAUACGGCACUUACCCCAUCGAGGUUCGCGACGUGCUGCGGGCCUACCAAGAAGAAGUCGAAGCUCGCCCAGAUGCCUUUGUUCGAUACAAGUAUCGCACCGGACUGCUGGACGAGUGUCGUGCCGCUAUUGCACACUACCUGGAAGUUCCAACAGACACGUGUGUCUUCACGCCAAACACAUCUACCGGUAUUGACACCAUCCUGCACAAUCUGGUUUACUCUGAAGGCGAUGUGGUGAUAUGCUUCAAUACGAUAUAUGUAUCGUAUGCAUACACUCUGGACUAUUUGUCGAAGACUACCCCAAUGAGAGUGGAAAGCAUCAAUUUCACGUAUCCAGUUUCGGACGACAUCCUCUGCCACUUGUUCGAGAAGACGAUUGUAUCCAUCAAGAACAAUGGUCAAACCCCCAAACUCGCCAUCUUCGAUACCAUCAGCUCGUUACCGGGAGUUCGGAUGCCAUUCCAAAGACUGGUGAAGAUCUGCCGAGAUCAUGGAGUUCUUUCCUUGCUGGAUGGUGCUCACGGAGUAGGUCAAAUCCAGCUUGACUUGACCAACGUGGACCCAGACUUCUUCCUCAGUAAUUGUCACAAGUGGCUAUACGUACCGCGAGGGUGUGCUGUCUUUUAUGUUCCGAAGCGUAAUCAGUCUCUGUCGAAAGUGACACUGCCGACUGGAUACCACUACGGCGAUGGCUUUGUUGCAAACUUUGCUUCUGUAGGAACACUGGACGACACCCCAUACCUUUGCGUUCCAGCAGCCAUAGCUUGGCGCAAACGGAUCACCUGGAAAGGGAAACAAGGCGAUGCAGCCAUCAUGGACUAUAUGGCAAAUCUGGCACACGAUGGAGGCUCCGCAGUAGCACGUAUCUUGGAGACGGAAGUUCUUGAAAACAAAGAAGGCACUCUCGGCAACACUGCCUGCACGAAUGUCCGACUUCCGUUAUCACUGGAUGACCUUGCUGAAAACGACAUGGCUACUGUUCAUAAGAUCGGUGACUGGAUUAUGCGUACCAUCAACCUUGAGCACGACAUCGCAUUGAACAUAUUCCCAUACGUUGGUGCCCUCUGGACCCGCCUCCAUGCCCAGAUAUACUUGACACUUGCAGACUUUGAAGCUGCUGGCAUGAUGUUGCAUGUUGUGUGUGAGAGAGCUCAGAAGGGAGAAUGGAAGACGGCAUCUGCCAGAGCGACAUACGACAAAAGCAACGGACACACUUGA
Messenger RNA from Fulvia fulva, 1299 nucleotides. RefSeq names its product Hercynylcysteine sulfoxide lyase. The transcript is spliced from 2 exons. The coding region runs from base 1 to 1299 and encodes 432 amino acids. Lineage: Eukaryota; Fungi; Ascomycota; Dothideomycetes; Mycosphaerellales; Mycosphaerellaceae. The record is from RefSeq and is a predicted model, not a curated record.